Molecule: messenger RNA, 954 nt
Organism: Anastrepha obliqua
Lineage: Eukaryota; Metazoa; Arthropoda; Insecta; Diptera; Tephritidae
Gene: Sec61beta
Product: protein transport protein Sec61 subunit beta
Exons: 3
Coding region: 145-441 (98 amino acids)
Biological process (GO): intracellular protein transport
Cellular component (GO): Sec61 translocon complex
Source: RefSeq, a predicted model, not a curated record
CGAAAGCAACGAUAGUGAGCUGUCAUACUCACGGCGAAAUCUUUUGGCAAGACUCAAUUCAUUCGUUGUGAAUCAAUUUGACCAGUAGUGAAUACGUGUUUUCAUAGAAGCUGUUCAAAAUUUGUUAAAUAAUUUGACAAAAAAAUGCCUGCACCAGCCAGUUCAACGUCCGUGGGCAGUGGCUCACGUUCGCCAACGAAAAUGUCGGCGCCCCGCAGCGCUGGCGCUGGAGGUAGCAACCUGAAGCAGCGUAAGACCACAAGUAGCACCACAGCGGCCAGAAGCCGCACCACUGGUGCUGGUACCGGUGGUAUGUGGCGUUUCUACACCGACGACUCUCCCGGCAUUAAAGUUGGUCCUGUGCCCGUGCUAGUGAUGUCUCUGCUAUUUAUCGCCUCCGUAUUCAUGCUGCACAUUUGGGGCAAAUACAACCGUUCUUAAGAGAAAAACAGCAGCAAAAGAAGAGUGUGUGCAACGACUACAGCAACAGCAACAGCAACAUAUAAACAAGACGGCAUGCGUGUACCUGUUGUUAUCAGCAUUUUUGGGAGCUAUGAAAAUGUCAACGUCAGCAGUGUACCAAAACAAGUUUAAUCCUGACCGUAAGAAAAAUACUCAGAUUAAACGUCAGUUACGGCCGACUGUUGCAUGUUGCGCACCACUAUUUGCAAUUAAUUUCCAAUAUAAACCUUCGCUUUUAAGUUUAGUAACUAAGUUAAUUUUCUACGGAUAAACAAAAAUUCCAUAACAUUGCUAAUUAGUUACGAAUGUUAAAUGUCAUUACAAUUUGAUGCCGCCUUAAAGUAUGCAAAGAAAGCAAGUUCAUUCCACAAUUAAAAGUGGUUUUUCUGUGACUCUUCUUUUGGAUAAAUAACUAAACGGUCGUUUUUUAAUUCCCAUUCGUAAGUUUCGGCAUUUAAUAAAGCAAACCAAUGCUUUUUCUUGUGAAUCGAA